Molecule: messenger RNA, 1342 nt
Organism: Hyaena hyaena (striped hyena)
Lineage: Eukaryota; Metazoa; Chordata; Mammalia; Carnivora; Hyaenidae
Gene: WHR1
Product: serine/threonine kinase 19
Exons: 7
Coding region: 82-951 (289 amino acids)
Biological process (GO): positive regulation of Ras protein signal transduction; protein phosphorylation
Molecular function (GO): protein serine/threonine kinase activity
Source: RefSeq, a predicted model, not a curated record
UGCUCUGCGCCGGAAGAUGCAGUCUUCGCGUCCUCGUCCCACAACACCGACCUCUUCCCCGGCAGCCGGAGACCCCAGGAUAUGAGCCGAAAGAGGCAUCGCCUGGUCCCGGACACCUUUGGGCUGAAGAGGCGGCGGGAACCGAGGCAGGCAGAGGCGGACCCUCUCAGGGGCGAGUCAGGGUCCGCGCGCGCGGCCGUCGCCGAGCUGGUGCAGCUGUUCCCGCGAGGCCUGUUCGAGGACGCGCUGCCGCCCAUCGCGCUGAGGAGCCAGGUGUACAGUCUCGUGCCCGACCGGACGGCGGCCGACCGGCAGCUGGUGAGGGGCGUCGGAGCGACGGACGGAAGCCGCUUCCCUGCCUCGACCCCAUCACUCAGACACCCGGGCGGCCGGCCAGCCGCUCUGCCAUUCAGCAGGCGUCAGAAGGAGCUUCAAGAGCAGGGGGAGAUCAGAAUCAUCCAGCUAGGCUUUGACUUGGAUGCUCAUGGAAUUAUCUUCACUGAAGACUACAAGACCAGAGUCCUCAAGGCCUGUGAUGGCCGACCAUAUGCAGGGGCAGUGCAGAAGUUUCUGGCUUCGGUGCUUCCAGCCUGUGGGGAUCUUAGCUUCCAGCAGGAUCAAAUGACACAGACCUUCGGCUUCAGGGACACAGAGAUCACGCAGCUGGUGAAUGCUGGAGUCCUCACUGUCCGAGAUGCUGGGAGUUGGUGGCUAGCCGUGCCUGGAGCUGGAAGAUUCAUCAAAUAUUUUGUUAAAGGGCGCCAGGCUGUCCUUGGCAUGGUCCGGAAGGCCAAGUACAGGGAGCUACUCCUUUCAGAGCUCUUGGGCCGGCGGGCACCUGCAGCGGUGCGACUCGGCCUCACCUACCACGUGCAUGACCUCGUUGGGGCCCAGCUGGUGGACUGUGUCUCCACUACUUCUGGAACUCUCCUCCGCCUGCCAGAGACAUGAGGAUUCUGUUGGUCAUUGCAUACCUCCCCAGAGUCGGGUGAGAGGGAUCCAGGAGUACUGUCCAGUGGUGGCUGAGAUAGGGUCACCUUGGGAGCCAGGAUGGGUGUUGAGGUUGCAUCUGCGCAAAGGGUCAGACGUGACUGCUGCUGUUUACCUGGGCUCUGACCCAGUUGUGGGGUUUGGGCAGUGGUUCUCUGUCCUUCUGUGGAAGUGGAGCCAGAAACCAUAUCAAGGCCAUUGCUGCUGCCUUUCAUACAACAAAAGUACUGCUGUUAUUCUCUUGGGAUAGGAAAAUGGGAUUUCUGGGGAGGCUGAUAAGGGAGGGCAGAGUUUCCUUUUCCUACAUGCUGGGUUAACACUGCAAAUAAAGUAGUUCUUUGCUUGUGCUAUU